Impatiens glandulifera is the source of this 2034-nucleotide messenger RNA. RefSeq names its product rhamnogalacturonate lyase-like. The record is from RefSeq and is a predicted model, not a curated record. Gene Ontology annotation, molecular function: catalytic activity; carbohydrate binding. NCBI's taxonomy places the organism in Eukaryota, Viridiplantae, Streptophyta, Magnoliopsida, Ericales, Balsaminaceae. Gene Ontology annotation, biological process: carbohydrate metabolic process. Bases 1 to 2034 code for a protein of 677 amino acids. The transcript has 12 exons.
AUGGUGGAAACAAACUAUUUCUUCUUGAGGUUAUGGUAUUGGAUCAUAACAUUCCUCAUCAUCAGACAAUCGACAUUGCCUCAUCUUUCCAAUGCAGACACCGGCAACAACACUGGCACUGACAACAACAACAACAACAACACCGGUUCGACAAUGCCUAAUGUUAAGUUAUUAGUCGAAGAUAAACAGGUGGUGAUUGACAAUGGAAUUUUCCAGCUUACACUAUCAAAACCUAUAGGGAUUGUGAUUGGUCUUCGAUACAAUGGGAUAGAUAAUUUGAUCGAGACUAACAAGAGUCUCUUACAUGGAGGGUUUUGGGACCUUAAUUGGAGUGAACCUAAUGAUAGUCGCAUUAGAGGACAAUUUGAUAAGCUUACAGGAACAAGUUUUGAGGUUAUAGUAGAAACAGAUGAACAGGUGGAAUUAUCAUUUGUGAGAACAUGGGAUGUCUCACAAAAAGGAAAGAUUUCACCACUAAAUGUAGACAAGAGGUUUGUGGUGCUUCGUGGUCAGUCUGGUUUCUAUUCAUAUGGUAUAUUUGAACAUACAAAGGAGAUGCCGGCUUUCUACAUCUUCACAACUAGGAUUGCCUUUCUUCUUAGUGUUAACAAGUUUCACUAUAUGGCAAUGGCGGAUAAUAGGCAAAGAUUUAUGCCGAGUCCUUAUGAUCGCUUACCGGGAAGAGGCGAGCCACUAGAAUAUAAAGAAGCGGUUCGAAUUAUAAAUCCAGUCGAAAAAGAAUUCGAAGGAGAAGUUGAUGACAAAUAUCUAUAUUCGUGUGACGAUAAAGAUAACAAAGUCCAUGGAUGGAUUUCUAUGGACCCUGGUGUCGGAUUCUGGUUAAUCACACCUAGUAAUGAGUUUAGAACUGGUGGACCGUUCAAGCAGGACUUGACGUCACACGUUGGCCCAACUACUCUUGCGAUAUUUGUGACUCCACAUUAUGGUGGAACAGAUCUUGUUGUGAAACUUAAAGAAGGAGAGGAAUGGAAAAAAGUGUAUGGCCCUGUUUUUAUCUACCUCAAUUCUGAUACAAAAGGAGACAUGAACUCGGAAAUCCAAAGUUGGCCCUAUACAUUUCCAGCGUCCAAAGAUUUUCCAAAAUCCUUUCAAAGAGGCUUAGUCAAGGGUAGAUUACUAGUUAAAGAUGCAUACAUGAGCGACACAAACAUUAUUGCUAAAAACGCUUAUGUUGGAUUAACCGCACCUGGGAUUGCUGGUUCUUGGCAAAGAGAAAACAAAGGAUACCAAUUUUGGACAACAACAAAUGAAGAUGGUUCAUUCAUUAUUGAAAAUGUACGUGAAGGAAACUAUAAUCUUUACGCAUCAGUCUCCGGUUUCAUUGGUGACUAUAGAUACGAUACCGCCAUAAACAUAACAGCAGGUGCCGUUGUGGAGGUUCAUGACCUAAUAUAUCAACCUCCAAGAGACGGGCCUACAUUGUGGGAGAUUGGCAUUCCUGAUCGUUCUGCUGCGGAAUUCUUCAUUCCUAACCCUAAUCCUUUAUAUGUAAACAAGCUUUACUUAAAUCACACCGACAAGUUCAGACAAUAUGGGUUGUGGGAAAGAUAUGCGGAAUUGUAUCCCGAUAAUGAUUUAGUUUACACGAUUGGUGUAAGCGAUUACAAGAAAGAUUGGUUCUUUGUUCAAGUAACCAGGAAAAAUGAGGAUAAAUCAUAUAAUGGAACAACGUGGCAAAUCCGAUUUAAACUCGAAAGUGUACAAGAAACGGGUAAUUAUACAUUGCGGUUGGCACUAGCAUCUGCUCAUGUGGCCAAGCUAGAAGUUCGUAUUAACGAAGGAGAUGAAGAGUCAAUGCCAUUGUUAUCGACUGGAGCGAUUGGAAGAGACAAUGCUAUUGCAAGACAUGGGAUCCAUGGGUUAUAUUGGUUGUUUAAUGUGAACAUUACAGCUUCUAUGUUGAUGAAGGGAGAAAACAUAGUUUAUUUGAAACAAGCAGGAAAUGAUAGUCCAUUUAAGGGGAUAAUGUAUGAUUAUAUUCGAUUUGAAGGUCCUCCAAUUCAAGUUUCCUAA